Molecule: messenger RNA, 459 nt
Organism: Fusarium tjaetaba
Lineage: Eukaryota; Fungi; Ascomycota; Sordariomycetes; Hypocreales; Nectriaceae
Exons: 2
Coding region: 1-459 (152 amino acids)
Source: RefSeq, a predicted model, not a curated record
AUGUCUUCAACAAGUAACCCUUUUCCUCUUGCGUCGGAGGGCUAUGAUGAUAGUGCUCCAAGUGCCGACUCUGGCACUGAGGCGGGUGCUGCUGGUGACAGCUCAGGCAACUCCGUUUCUAUCUCUCAAGGCGGCAUGAUUGCUAUCAUCGUUGUCGUUGUUGUCGUCAGUUUGAUCGGCAUCUCCACAGCCGCUCUCUUUUUCAUAGCAAAGAGGCGCGAAUGGACAAUGCGAGAGACAAUCAGGAAGUCCGCCCGCAAAGUUGUUACAGCUCUCACACCGCGGAGAACAGAGUUCCCUUCAUCAGUUAAAGACGGACCUGUUCCAUCUCAUCGUAAUCGUACAAGGAUUGCUGAUGAUGAUGUCCCUCCGACACCGAGAAUUCGACCUGAGGAUCUUGAAAAGGGUCUAGCUCAAGCCAAGGCAAAGCGUAAGGAGAAGAAGUGGUUGAAGAAGUGA